ACCGCAGCCAGGAAACAGCUCGAAUGUUUUCAGUUUAAACUCCACUAGACAGUCAGCUGCGAUACAGCUUGUAGAGCAAAUGGGGAUAAUAAUUUGUGCUGUUUUUCUUUUCACCUGCUUACUGGGUACCAGUUUGCAGGCAGAAAAUUUCGAAGGACUUAGUGGGGCCCUGUGCUCCGGUGGCCUCGGGCUGUGGCCGGUGCCCGCGGACUGCAGAGGCUUCGUCCUCUGUGUGGCCGACGCUGCGUCCUCCAAUGCGACCGCAGCCCGCCUGCUACGCUGCCCGCCUCGCACCGCCUUCUCUGCACAGCUGCGGACCUGCGUACCUGCCUCAGAGGUAGCGGGCUGUGCAGAGCAAGCUGAUGAGAACAACACCGGUCCCGUCCACAUUCAUGUCCCUUCAAGGCAGCGUCGUGCUGAAGGAGUAGACCUGGCUGGCGCAGAGGAAGACUGUGAUGCUGGAAUUGUGGGACCAAUCUGUGCUGACUGCAGCCGGCUGGUAAUCUGCGCACAACUCAAUGGCCGCAUCAUCCCUGUUGGCAGUGUAUCCUGCACCUCUUUAGGAAGCGGAAAUACCUGUUCUACCGAGCAAAAUAGUUGCGUGCCAGAUGGUUCAGCAUGCGAUGUGGGUCCACCACCACAGCCAUUCCGCUGCCUGGAACCUGGCAUCUUCCCAGAUCCUGAGGACUGCAUACACUACCACCUGUGUGGCACUGAUCUUGGACACAUCUCUGAUAAAUGUGAUGAGCACUAUGACCCGGAGAGCAAGAGCUGCACGGACAGUCCUACGACUAAAGAACCAACCUCUCCUACCUCUUGCGGAGCAGCUGUGGACUGCAGCAGCAAACUGGGCGCAGUGCACGCACUGGCCCACGCACCUGCCUACUAUGCAGUCUGCUUGCCUUCAUUAGCACCUGCCAAGGACGGCACAAAGCCUGAGAUAACCAAUCACAUAUCAGUUCUGAGCUGCCCAGAGGGACAGCUCUUCGAUGAUAAACUCAAGAAGUGUAGACCCAGGUACAUGUGGUCAUUGAGCUGUGGGAGCCGUCGUGGUCGGAUGCCUGUGGAGGGUGACUGCCGAGCUUACAUCGAGUGCACUGGUGAUCGCGCACAACCCCGUCGCCUGAUGUGUGGACCAGGACUUGCCUUCCACGCUGUUCGCCACAUGUGUCUGCCUGAGUCUCAAGUGCCAGGCUGUUCUCAACAGGAGAGCAUCACAAGCCCUCCUCAUGUAAACUCUCCAGCUACCACAGCAACUUCACAAAUGAAACAGGCUGCACCAUCUCCAGUCCAAGAAGCAUCAGUGACACCAGCUAUCACCAACACUCAGGCGCCACAGCAUCCAUUCUGCAUCACUGAGGGCCGUUUUAUAGACCAUUCAAAUUGCAGGAGGUAUGUGCACUGCUGGCGGGCCUGGGGUGGAGCUCUGACUAUGGCUUUGAGGUGGUGCCCACUGUUCACAUACUUUGAUCCAACAACCUCAGCCUGCCAUAUUGGCUUUUGCUGAGAGAUGCUUUGUAACUUCUGUAUUUUAUUACACUGACAGCACCAAAGGAGAACACAUUUGAUACUUUGUUGGAUAUAAAAAUAAUCACCAAAAAACAAAAAUGUAACAAUUUAAAAUCUAUAGGCAACAAUAUCUUAUGUAUCACUGUAAAAAUGACACAACAAAAUUAAAAUGUGUCUCAUAAUGAGGUACUGUGUACAGUA
Schistocerca gregaria is the source of this 1710-nucleotide messenger RNA. RefSeq lists its product as uncharacterized. The record is from RefSeq and is a predicted model, not a curated record. Bases 80 to 1507 code for a protein of 475 amino acids. The transcript has 9 exons. Lineage: Eukaryota; Metazoa; Arthropoda; Insecta; Orthoptera; Acrididae. Gene Ontology annotation, molecular function: chitin binding. Gene Ontology annotation, cellular component: extracellular region.